Penicillium mononematosum is the source of this 393-nucleotide messenger RNA. RefSeq lists its product as uncharacterized. The transcript has a single exon. The record is from RefSeq and is a predicted model, not a curated record. Lineage: Eukaryota; Fungi; Ascomycota; Eurotiomycetes; Eurotiales; Aspergillaceae. The coding region runs from base 1 to 393 and encodes 130 amino acids.
AUGUCAUUUGCAGAUCUCAAAGUCGGCGGACUGUAUGUCAUUCUCCAAGCCCGUCAGGAACCACCGGAGCCCAACGAGUUCUACUGGGGUCUGUAUCUCCACUCAGAUUCCAUUGGAGGGAUGGCAUACCACGUCGUGGACACAGGGUCUGGUCUGAGGCCUGAGCAUGAGUACACUGGUCGAAUCUUCGACACUCCGCUUCUGACGGGCCUAUUCCGAAUUGCCGAUAUCACUCGUCCCUUGCACCCGUUUGUCGACAGGGUAAUAAGGUUCCUACGACAGCAGCCUCAACUGUCCCGGAAGAAGCAGCAACAGCAAGUUCUGGGUUUUGAAUGUCCUUGCACUAUUGAUCCAGCCUACGUCCACGGGAUGGCUUCCAGUGAAUUGUCAUAA